Molecule: messenger RNA, 8316 nt
Organism: Vespula vulgaris
Lineage: Eukaryota; Metazoa; Arthropoda; Insecta; Hymenoptera; Vespidae
Gene: su(sable)
Product: protein suppressor of sable
Exons: 8
Coding region: 2106-5858 (1250 amino acids)
Biological process (GO): negative regulation of DNA-templated transcription
Cellular component (GO): nucleus
Molecular function (GO): metal ion binding; RNA binding
Source: RefSeq, a predicted model, not a curated record
AUAUAAGAAUAAUAUGAUUGUACCGAUAAUUACAAAAAAAAAUAAUUAUUCAUUGUCUGUAUUUCGAAACAAAGCGCGCUCUUCUAUUUGCGCAAUGUUCGAUAACCGUGACGAUCGUUGAUUGAAAGUAGCAGUUUUCAGGUUAGAUGUUUUCAUGAUAGGUAGUAGAUGAUAUUAAGUCCGCCAUUGCGUUGGAAGAGACGAGGGAACGAUCUCGGCAACUUCAGGAAUUUCUUUCGCGCAGAAUGACGCGAUGCUAACGGAACGGGUGGUGAUGGAAACAUGGCGGCAGAGAGAAGAGAGAAGAGAGCGCGAAGAAAGAGCGUCGGUGAGAACGGAGAAGGAAUGGGGGGGGGGGGAAGACCAAAUAAAGGGUGGAGAAGCACGUGAUCCAUACGUACGUUCUACGAUUGGUGAAAGCGAAGGUAACUAUACCCCCCCUCCCCUGACCUGCUCCCGCUCGCUCGACCGCCUUUCCCAGGUUCCGUGCAGCCGCCCGCUCAGAAUAGUUCCAGAUGUGGCCAUGUUUAGUUUGAUCUUUGAAGUUUUCGCUCAUCGUACUCACAAUUGCUACAUUUUUAUACUAUCUUUGCUGACAAUUAGUAGUAACGCUCUGUCCGAAAGAUAAUCGUACUCUUCGCCUGCCUGUCUGCCUGUCUGCCUGCCCGCCCGCCCGCCUGCCUGUCUGCCUGUCUACGGUCACUAGUCUCGUUCACACAAACGUUCAUUAUCUCUUCUCUUACCAACACAAAAAGAGAGAGAGAGAGAGAAAGAAAAAGAGAGAAAGAGAGAGAGAGAGAGAGAGAGCGAGAGAGGAGAAAGAAAGACUAAGAGACAAAAAGAGAGAAAGAUUAAUAAGAUUUUCUUUAAAAUCGCGGAAGAAAAACGCGAAACGUCACCAUCGCGUCGUCACCGACUACAUCGUCGAAGAUUCAUGAACGAUACUCGCGCGAAUCCGUGAACCGAUAAGAAAAAAAAAAGAAUUUCAUUUUGCUUCGAUCGACGCGUAAAAAGAAAAACGAAAAUACGUCGGGCUUAAUAUUAUAUAUGGUAUAUAGAAAUACGUAGAAUCAUUGGACGCUUGCCCUCUUGCGGUCGUUUUUUAGGAAGGGAGCAUCCACGGAUGCGAUCCCUUUUCCGUUCCCCCUCUCCCGCGUUACAGAGAGAAGCACGGAGGACGACAAAUUUGAUCACGUCGGGAUGCGAAGUGCAAGCUUCUCGUGGCUUUGUCCGUACACCUUUUCGUCGAAGACACUGUUUUAUCAUAGAUUUACCUUGAACGCGUUUAAAUAAUUAUUCUAUCGAUAUUCGUUUUCAUGUCCAAUAAACCGUCUAUAUACUAUCGCAUCCCAUGACAUUCGUUUAAAUCGAAAUUAUUUGUCACGCGUAAUAGAGGUACAUAAACGGAUAAUGAUUGUUCCAUGUGCCACGUCAGCAGAAAUGACGUAGCUCUGUGGCAUGACAAAUAUCGCGCCAUUUUCUUCUCUAUUUAAUUAACCGAGAGAGAGAAAGAAGGAUAGGGAGAUACCACAGUGAACAUGUCUUAUCAAAUUUAAGUGCGAUAUCGAUUCGAAAGAACUUCAGAAAGCUUCUAGAUAUAUAUAUAUACAUACAUACAUACAUAUAUAUACAGUUAUUCGAGUUUAGCUUUCUCUUUGUGUGAGAGAAAGCGAGAGAGAGAGAGAGAGAUACAGAAGCGUUCGGUAAACGAGACCCGUUCUGAGAGCAGACUUAUAAAUUCGGGCUGGGAGAAAGAGGCUAAGAAUUGUAUUCUUUUUUUUUUUAAAUUUAUAAUAUCUUUGUCCGUGGGAAUGCGCUCACGCGAGCAUGUAAUAGAUACCGACAGAUAUAGAGGGAGAUAGAGAAAGAGAGAGAGAGAGAGAGAGAGAGAGAGGAUUAGCGAAAGAGAGGGAGAAAGAGAGAUAGAGAGAGAGAGAUAGAAACGGACAAUCGGGCCUUCCUUUGAGUUUAUUUGCCCAUUAUCAAGUUAUUUUCAAAGUCUCAAAUGAUCAUAUACAGGCACGCGAAUCCACGAGCAAAGAUCCGUCGUGUGUGGUCGCGUCUAUCGAUCGAAUGAUCAACUUCGGGCCACAGUGGUAUAUCGUAUGGUACAAAACACGAUCGAUCGGGACAAAACAAUGGCAUUAGAGAGUGUUUCCGUGGCCGAGACUCUAAUCCAAAGUAAUAAUGAUAAUGACUUGGAAGAUGGAGAAAUUCCUUCCGAUGAAGAUGACGAGCCAGUUACUCGUCCACAGGUCGAAAUAACUGAAUCUGUUAAGCCAUCUCCAAAACAAGAUGUAUCAAAGAAUAAAAAUUUUGAUUCUAAGUUUAAUAAGAACAAAAAGCAGCCUAUUCAAGGAACAACUGCUAAACACGAUAGAUACUUAAAGUAUAAAAGUCCAACAGAGGAUUGGGCAGGCGAUGUAGAAAAAGCUAUUAGAGCAGCUCUUGAGGAAGAUGGGAAUAGAAAUACAGAUUCAAAAUCAAAGAACAAAACUAAUAGGAAUAAGAGUAGGAAAAGAGUACGCGAUGAGCGAGAUGAAGAUCGUUCAAAAGAUCAAAAGAAACGAAAAUUAAGCGAUGAAGAGAAUGGUAAUGAAGAUGAUGAUGAAAUGGUUUUUGUUCGAGGUGCAUCUCCUAUUAGAAAAGAUUCUCAAGAUAAUAGUUCUCCUAGACAUACUAACGAUCAUGAAAAUUUUGAUAGUAAUUCUGAUUAUGAAGAAAGAUCCAACAUAAAUCGACAUAGAGAAAAUGAGAAUAAGCGUGGUGGUAAUGGAAGAGGAGGUCGUAGAGGUGGAAAAAAUGAACGCGGUGGAAAAAAUAAAGGCCGUGGGCAAUUGAGGAAUGAAAGAAACGGACGAAGAAUUCAAACCGCUGAACAUGGACAAGAUCCUGAAUCCAUAUGUUUGUAUUACAUGCAAGGAAAAUGUCACAGAGGAGAUGAUUGUCCUUUCUCACAUAAUGCUUUACCUCCCAGAAAGAUGGAACUAUGCAAGUUUUAUCUUAUGGACUGUUGUGCUAAAAGGGACAAAUGUCUUUACAUGCACCAUGACUUUCCAUGCAAGUUCUUCCAUACUGGUUUGAAAUGUAACCAAGGUGAUAACUGUAAAUUUUCGCAUCAACCUUUAAACGAGCAGGUAAAAGGAAUUCUUUUGAAACAUCUUGAAACUGCACCAAAAGAAAUUCUUGGGGAUUUUCCACGUUUGAGUAGAGAAAGAGCAAUGUUAAUGAUAAAUAAUACAGCUACAGCACUCGCCCAAGGACAAGAUACAACGAAUCAGAAAAUUCCUAGUUUAUUUGAAUUGAAUGUACCUGCACCAAUAAAUGCUUUAGACAAAAAUGAAAACAAGGAUGAAAAAGAGGAAACAUCCAAUCAACAGAAAAGUACUGUUAGGGAAAGAAAACCUUCUGGAAAAAAGACACGUUGGGGAUCCGACGAAGACAGAGUACCAUAUGAACAAAUUAUGUUACUACAAUCAGCCAAUGAACUCGGUCUUCAAUUGCCUAAUGCAGCUUUAGGUUUAGCGACUCAGCAGCAAUUGCAACAAACUCAAAUAUUGCAACCAUGUGUUCCAAGCAUGGAUUUUUACACUGAAACUAAUGCAGAUUCUAAUAAAACAAAUGUAAAUAAAUCGAAAGAUGAUUUUCCAAAGGAGGUACAAGAAGAUGAAAUUUUAGCACAAGUAAGAUACACGGCAAAAAGAAAAACUACAUCCACUAAUGAGAAUUCAAAGGAUAUAGAUUUGAGGGAGUUAUUAAAAGGUUCAAAAAAACCACCACCUGUGGUUAGUAUAGCUGAUGAAGUUGCAAAUCUUAGUAAAUCGAAAGUUGAUGAAGAAAGUGAUCAAGAUGAUGAAACCGAGCUUGUCAUUGAAAUGCCAGUUGAAGAUGACGAUAAAGAGAAAGUUGUAGAACCACGAAAAGAAUCAUCGACAUCAAACGAACAAAGCAAUAUUUCGAAUGUAGCUUCACCUUCCACAGAAGAACAAGAAGUUCCAUCCCAUUUACCAAAAAAGGCUCAAGAAUUAUUUUUACGUAUCCAGCAGCAACAACGUGCUGCACAGGAUAGUUUUAAAAAUGUGGAAGAUGAGAACAAUGCACGUAGUACAGAUCAGAUUUUAGAAGAUUGGUAUUCGGAUGACGAUGACGAUGACGAUGGUGGUAAUUUAACAAUAGUACUUUCUUCGAAAGAUGCGUCAAAAGAAGAACCUGAACCAUCUGAAAAGGCUCAAAAUGUUAUUGUAAAAGAACAAUUUCAAUCUGCAUCUUCGGCACCAAGUAUACCUCAACCAGCAGUUAUUGUAGAUAAACUUGGAGACUUAAGUAAAAUCGAUAUAAGUGCAGAAGUAUCUAAAUUGUUAUCGUCUCUUAAGGCACAAAGUUCAACAAAUGGUAAAACUCUACAAACUCAACAGAAUAACACUAUAAAUACGCAAGAAUCUUCAGCUUCAAAAAUGAAAUCUACACAAGAUACAAAUAAUUCUACAACUGAAUACAAUCCUACGACUAAAACUACUAAAAAUUCUACGUUUGGUAUUUCAAGUCAAAUUUCUAAGGUUGAAAAUGAAACCUCAAGUCCUAGAUCGUCACCUGGUACAAGUUCGACGGUAACUCCUGCAUCUAGAGAUCCUCGAAUGUCCAGAGAUCCUCGACAACGUCGAGAUGAACAGAAACCAAGCAGUCCAAGUAGGAUAGAUCCUAAAAAGGAAACGAAACAUCUUAGGUUAGAAACAAGUAUCUACAGUUCUGGUAUUACAGCUGUAGACACUAAUAUGGAUACAGACCUUAGAACUAGGGCAGAUCAAGAUCUUCGAAGGAAAGACAUGGAUUUUAGACAACGUUUCCAAACUGGUUUUGGAGAUACAGAUCUUAGAGUAGUUGGUGCAGGAUUUACAGAUACAUCCACUAAAUCGGACGUUGAUCUGCGACAAAUGUUAAGUUUACCAUUCAAACCAGCUCCUUCACAUAUCCCAUGCACCGAAAUAGAUGCAAGUUACAAUUCCCAUCCUCCAAUGACUUACAAAGUAUAUGUCGUUGACAUACCAAGACCUGAUUAUACAGGUUUAAAGCUCACGAAAAAUGACCCACAAGUGAAAUACGAUCCACGUCUUAGAAAAAUUUUUCGUGUUAGUAAAGCCGAAAUAGCUGAUUCUCCUAUGUCUCCGCCACCAAUGAAGCCAGACACGCCAAAAUCACCUCCGCAAAUUCGAUCUGAUCCACGAAGAAAAGCGCUCGAAGUUUCUAAUCAAUCCUCACAGAAUGUUAGUGCUUCCAUGAUACAAGGUGCUUCGCAACAAUCGAUGGAAAUGCCUAAUAUGGCUCUUGGUCCCCCUGGUAUGCCUGUUACACAAAAUAUGCCAGGAUCACAAAAUAUGAUGACUAUAUCAUCAAAUGCAAUGCUUGGAAAUAUGGGACCCAUGGGUCCCAUGAUGAAUUCUCCUAUGGGUCCACAAAAUAUGCCUCCAAUGAGUAUGACCAAUAUGCCAAACAUGCCACCAACAAUGAAUAUGAAUGGACCAGUCAUGUCACAAAGUCAAAUGAACUAUGAUCCACGUUACAAUGCACAACGCAAUAACGGAGCUGGACUUUUAGGUCCUGCUCCUGGUGUAGGUUUUGGACCUGAUGUUGCUCCUACGUAUGAUGGCCCUCCCCCAUAUUCUGGUGGUAAUUUCAACAAUUUUGGUCCAAAUUCUGGCCCUGCAGAUCCUAGUUUAAUGGGUUUCAAUCCAAAUGGGCCAAAUCCUCCAAAUUUUGUUAUGGAUAGUGGUCCUGAUUGGAAUGGUGCAAAUCAGAAUAGACGUGGCGGUCGUGUUAGAAGACGACAUCGUAACAGGACCAACAUUGUGACCAAUAAUUAAUGCAAUAAUUCAUCCAUUUGUGUAGGUACAUAACUUAAGUACCUGAUGAUAAUUCUCAUAUGUAUGAUUAUACUAGCAUAGCACGCAUUGUUAUAUAAUGCAAUGAGCUAUAUGGUUCGCUUCAAUUAUUUUAUUGUCAACUGUACAAAUGUUUGACAGUAGGAAUUGUCCUUACAUACUUUAGUAUAUAAAAUCGAACACACAUUGGCAGUGUGUAUAUGUAGUGCCGAUAAUUGCACUGUUUCGAGUUUUACUCUUAAGGCUACAUGCAUAUAGAGUAAAUACAAUAUGGAACAAAUAAAGUUGGAAAACAUUGUUUUUGAUAAUACAGAUAAUUAAAUUUUAAGGAAAAUCUGUAUAUAUCAUGUAUUUAUGAUUACUUCAAAAAGACAUUUAGUAAUUAAGAUACGCAGAAUAGGAAAAUAUUAGAUUGUACUCUAAUUGAUUUAUAUUUUUGUUAUGUCUUCCAAUAUAUAGUACAUAUACACACUUGCGCGCAUAUAUAUAUAUAUAUACGAAAUAUUUCAUUUAAGAAAUUCAACAUGCCAUCUUUGCUUUUUGAUUAUACAAAAGUCAGUUAUAAAUGCACCAUUUACAAUUUUAACAUUUGAUUUAUUUAAGCAUUGUUCUAUACGUGAAUUUCUCACUUUUGUAGGACUAAUUUUUGUAUAGAUUUUGCUAAUAGAUUAAAAAACAAAAUAAUAUUGUAGUUCCUGUUUUUAUUUAUUGUAUUACAUUAUAAUCUUAAUUGCAAUAUAAAAAAGGAGUUUGGUGCAAUUAUAAAUCUAAUGUUCAACUGUUAAAUAUUAAAUUAUGUUAUAGAAAGUAAAUAGCUCUCUUUAAAUUAACUCUCAUGAGCAUAAUAAAUAUUAAUAAAUUACAAAAUGUAACAUACGUACAUAUAGAUACCAUUCUUAAUUUACUUGCAUUUUUCUAUAACACAAAUUUUUCUAUAAUCAUUUCUGCUGACUUUUGUUGAACAUAUUUUGUAUAUCCAUAAGCAAAGAAUAUGUAGUAAAUAAUACAUUGAUUCUACAAAACAUAUUUAUAUUUAAUAUGAUGUAUUAUAAUUGGCACGAAGUCCAGCUUACUUUUUCAGAUUUUUUAAUACAAAUAAAAUUACAAUAUAUAUAAACCCUGAUACAAAAAUGUUAUAUUUUGUAAAAAAAUAGUGUAUCAAUUUUACAAGUUUGUUAUAUAUGGAAUAAUUUUUUAUAAAUAUGGUAAUCCAAAAGGUAUUUAGAUAAUUUAUACUUUGUUAUUAAUUGGAUAAUUUCUUGGAAUUUAUAAUUUUCUUGGAAUUUAUAAAAUUCUAUCAGAUGAUAUGAUAUAGUUUGUAUAUAUUAAUCUACCUGAUUAGAUUAUAACAAAUUUGCAUACCUGCAAUAAAAAUUAUACUUUACAUUUAAAUCAAUGGUGCAGGUUCACUGCUAAUAAUAAUCUAUAAAAAGAUAUUUAAUCUAUUACAAAAUCUAUAAACAGAUAAAUUUAAUUUACAAAAUAAACAUUACAAUAUGAAGCCAUAUGGAACGCAGUGAUACACACAUCUGAUAUACACAUCAUUUAAACCAUAUUAAAUUACUUAAUAUAUUCAAAUUCAUGUUGCAAUUACUAGAUUUCCUUUUAUCGUGUUAAAAUAUCAUAAAACAAAAUUACAUUUAUGAAAAAACGUAGUUUAUUAUAUCAUAAGAUAUUUGUACAGUUAAUUCAUAUAGGAUGUUACUUUUUGCUUUAUUUUAGUAAUGUACAUAAUUGUGUAUUUGCUCUGCAAAAUUUUUUAAAUACAAGUAUAUUAAAUAUGAUUAUAAAAACAUGGGCAUUUAUGUAGUCAUCCAAGAAUUAAUCUUCUGUAUAAAUACAAACAUACUUGCCCUUAUAAUUCAAAUAUUUCAUAUAAUGUAUACCUUCAAUGUGUUAUAGGGCUUAAUGGAUCAGCUCUAAUAGCUGAUAAAUCUAAACGUGCAUCCAUUUCAUCAUCUAGUUCUCCCACAAUUGCUCUGCAAAAAAUGGUUGUUAAAAUGUAGUUAUUUAUUUUAUGUAAUGUGUAAGAUAUUGCAAUAUAAAGUCAAACAAAGUAGUCUUAACAAUGUUUUGAAAAUCAAUGAGUAAUAAAAUAGAGAAUAUACUUAGAUAGGUCAGCAAGCCGUCUUACAAUAAUAUUGUAUAAUAUUUAGAAAAUUCGUAUCAAAAGUAUUAAGGAAAAAAGCUAAGAACAAAUUUUUAUAUUAUUCUUGAUCUAACAGUUUUUAUAUAAAACAAAUAUUAUAAUGUAUACAUUUUCAAUAUUGCAUAAAACCUGUUAUCAUCUGUAUAAUAAUAGUUAUACUAACACAUUAUCUCCUCUGAUGAUAUGUAAACCCAAAACAACUUGUUCUACACCUUGCGUUGUGCUAUAUACUCUCUCAUGUGAUUCAUCCAAUAUAAUAUUAAUUGUUUGAUCAAAUCCUUUUAAUGUGCC